AUGGAACAAACACCUCAAAGCCAACAACAACAGCAGCAGCAGCAUCCCAAGUUGAUGACUCAAGCCUCGUUAGCUUCGACUUCCUCAAGAAAACUAACGGAUGAAGAUGAUUCCAAUUCAGUAAAGCAAAUUGAGGUUAUUAGUAAUCCUCUCAAACAGAGAAAGGAAUCUCAGCGUACUCUCCGGUCUGAUUGCUCAUCAUCCUCACAAUCAAGCCUUUUUCAACCGAAGACCGCCGGUGUAACCAAACAGACAAGCAAGCCGAACCUCAAUAACAAGAGGGCGAAAAUGAAACGAUCAUCCACGGUAACUGGAAGAGGCCUUAUAUCAUCCAAAAGUUUUGUACCAAUAACUCCAAUAGGAGUAAGACCAACCGAACUCGAAAGCAAGAAAAAACAUCCUAAUUGGGUGCCAAAGAUAUCUUUUCAAUGUACUGCUACGAUUAUUACCCUGUGCAUUAUUGCUUUUUCCUCUAUUUCGAUAUGGGCAAUAGCAUUUGGAGUACAUAUUUCCUUGAUGAAAAAAGAUCGAAAUGCAUCAGUACUCGACAAUACGUUAUCCACCGCGAAGACCAUUCAAGAAACCCUAAAAAGCCUUUCGCGAGAAGCCAAAGAUUUACAAACCUCCCUUUCAACUAUUGAUACUAUAGGAACUUUACGUUCAUAUUCUCAUCUUAGAUCCAUUCAAGCAUUGAUCACACAAAAAGCACUGUCUCUAGGCACUUUGGUGGAUGGAAUUUAUGUUUCAUACUACAAGUCGGGAGACUUUCUCUCGAUCACUCCGUCAUCAAGAACAGAACCAUUAUUUUGGUUAGAAAUGUACAUCAAAUCACUGACCGGAAAAGAAAAUUACGGGAGGGAAUAUUCAGAACUCGACCUCUAUUCAUGGUUGGCAAAUAGCACUGUUGAGAUGACUCCAAAAUCAUCCAGAACUCACUCCAAUAUUGAAACCUCAAGUCUUGAAGCAAUGUGUUAUGAAGCUUCGAGCAUUCUGCAACCUAAGCUAACGUCUCCGUUUGCUUUUGAAUAUUUUAGUGUUGAUAACAUUGGUGCCAUUUCUGUUAAGCUUUCUUUUAAUUCAACGGAUUAUGGCUGUAUUGGAAUUUUGUUGAGCAAGAGAUAUUUAGAAGCUCUGCUAAAACCAUCACCAUCACUUUCUGCAAUUCAGGAUAUUGACACGUCAUUCAUUGAAGGUUUUACUGGGAAAGUAGCUCGUUUAAAUUUGGACACUAUUUUAUCUGUAGAUUAUUCAGCUCUACCUAGCUCUGAAAGCGGUAUUAAUUGGACUAUUUUAUGUAAAGCAACAUCUGUGGAAACCUGGAACACUGUUUUUAUGGCUUUGGUUGUAAUAGCAGUUCCUAUUUUGUCAUUAAUAGGUGUCUCUAUUGUUUGGAUUUGCUACAGGUUUAUAUUCUUUAAGCAUAUCAACCUUCUCUCGAAAGGAUUUUCUGAUUUGAAGAAACUAGAACUCGAAUCAGAUGCAGUGCUGCAAGCUUUAGAAAUGAAAGCUUUCUGCUCUGAAGUCGCCUCAAUACGAAACAAUUUCAGAAAUAUUCACACAAACAUUUCUUCGUUUACGAAAUAUGUACCAGUUUGCGUGUCACAAGAAGUGAUACAGAACAAGAAAACAGCUGUACUUGGAUUAGAAGACAUUCUAUGUGUGGUUUCUUUUUUGGACAUCAAGGAUUUUACUGCAUACAGCGAAAAAUUAACUCCUAAUCAGCUAGUUAGGGUCAUGAGCGACGCGUUUGAAGGAUUAUCAAGCUUAGUAGUUGAUGGAGGAGCAGUACUUGACAAGUAUAUCGGAGACUGUGUAAUGUCCUUUUACGAAUGUGGUGCAGGGGGUAUGCAAAAUCAAAUGAAAACAGCUUGUCAAGUUGCAAUUGCUAGCGUACGAUUCCUUAAAUCCAUGUGGAAAAUAUGGCGCCAAGAGGGUUUGCCUUUACUGGAGUGCAGAAUUGGUUUGAACUGUGGUCCGGUCAAGAGAGGAAAUUUUGGUAGCAAUAACAGAUUCCAAUACACAAUAUUGGGUGACGUCGUAAACACAACCUCUAGACUAGAGGGCCUAAACAAGCGAUAUGGUACAGAAAUCCUUGUUACUGAUCCAAUUUAUCAAACUGUUAGCCAAUUUCAAAUGUUUGAAAUUGAAGGAAGAGCCUUACAAGUUACAAAAAGCGAGCAGCGCCAAUUUGAACUGUUUAAGAGCUUGAACUUUGCUGAUAUCACGCUCGAUGAAAUGAUCUUUAGAAGAGUUGACAAUGUUGCAGUCAAAGGGAAAGAUUCAUUCAUUCCUAUUUACGCUCUUGUUGAUCGGUGUGAUAUUCCUGCAAAACAAGCAGAGAUUUUCUUUGAUCAUGAUUUGGCAAUCUACAACCAAGGAAUACAUCUUCUACUUGAUAAGCUCGAUGUUAGGGGAGCCUUGGCAAAGUUUGAAGAAAUUAGCUUGAAAGAUAACUUGGUAAACCAAAAGAUCCAGUUUUGCAAAGAUUUGAUGCUCAAGAACGAGUCAGAAUGGACUGGGUUGCUGAAACUAGACGAAAAAUGA
This is a messenger RNA of Naegleria lovaniensis, 2544 nucleotides long. RefSeq lists its product as uncharacterized. The record is from RefSeq and is a predicted model, not a curated record. Bases 1 to 2544 code for a protein of 847 amino acids. Gene Ontology annotation, biological process: intracellular signal transduction; cyclic nucleotide biosynthetic process. The transcript has 2 exons. Lineage: Eukaryota; Heterolobosea; Eutetramitea; Acrasida; Naegleriidae.